AUGACAAUAGACCUCUCAGACUUUAAUAACCGACGUCACGAAAUCGUUCAACAUCUUAUGAAAGCAUGUACUGACCAUGGCUUCUUUUAUGUAAUCAAUCAUGGUAUCAAAACUGAAGAUAUAAACUCCAUGUUCUCUACAAGCGAAACCUUUUUUGGCUUACCAGACAACAUCAAAGAAAAAUACCCUCUUGAUACUUACCAGAACACUGGCUGGGAAAAACUCACAGAGAUGGACUCAUGUGGAACUGAAAUCCCAAAAGAAUCUAUGCAACUCACAUUCCAUGACAUUCCCGAUCAUUGGCCUGCUAAUGAAGACAUCCCUGGGUUCCAAAACGCAACAAAUGACUUUAUGCAUCAGUGCAACACGGUCUCUUACCAGCUCUUGUCUUGCCUGGCUACCGGUCUUGGUUUCCCAGAAGACUUUUUUGCCCGAUGCCAUGAUAUCACCCAGCCAGAUAAUCUCAAUACCCUGAAAUGCCUCUAUUACCCCUCCUCAACCAGUCCCUCAUAUUCCCAAUCUGGCCACAAUAAUAGCUGGAGUGGGAAAAACAUUGACAUCAAUACCCUGACCCUCUUUUUCCAGCCACCUGGUCAAAAUCAAUUUGAAGUAACAGCACCAGGAUUAGCUCCAGGGUCAACAUCAACACCAAAUCUGACCGGCCGAACAAGAUUAUCUACUGAACCCGGAAAUCCUAGGGCCCCAAGAAAUAACAACCAUCGUCCGCAACAAGACCAAAUUGUCUGCAGUAUUGGAGACAUGAUUGCUCGCUGGUCAGAUGAUAGAUUCAAGAGUAGUCUUUAUCGCAUCAGUGUACCAAGGUCAGAUGAGCUACUUGGGUCACGCCAAUGUAUUCAGUAUUGUAACAAGGCAAACAAAUCAACUAUCAUUCAAGGCCAAAGUAAAUACAAAGAACCGAUCACUGCAGGAGAACUCAUCAUGAUGGCCAUGGAACGAGAAUACAAGGCUGCAAUGCAGAGUAUCAAAGCCAACAGAGCCGCCAUUGAAUCAUCGGGCAUGUUAAAAAGAAGUCCCAGCUGUGAUAAAGGAUCAUUUCUGAUGAACAUUAUGGCAUAACCCCAACUCCAUCAACAACCC
Molecule: messenger RNA, 1098 nt
Organism: Phycomyces blakesleeanus NRRL 1555(-)
Lineage: Eukaryota; Fungi; Mucoromycota; Mucoromycetes; Mucorales; Phycomycetaceae
Exons: 3
Coding region: 1-1077 (358 amino acids)
Molecular function (GO): dioxygenase activity
Source: RefSeq, a predicted model, not a curated record